Molecule: messenger RNA, 1014 nt
Organism: Chinchilla lanigera (long-tailed chinchilla)
Lineage: Eukaryota; Metazoa; Chordata; Mammalia; Rodentia; Chinchillidae
Product: olfactory receptor 10AC1-like
Exons: 2
Coding region: 1-1014 (337 amino acids)
Biological process (GO): G protein-coupled receptor signaling pathway
Cellular component (GO): membrane
Molecular function (GO): olfactory receptor activity; G protein-coupled receptor activity
Source: RefSeq, a predicted model, not a curated record
AUGUGGUCCAUCAGCACAGACCUGAAAGGUUCCCCCACGAGCCCCUGGCCCGAGUCCAACUGGACUGCCCCACAGGAGUUCAUAAUCCUGGGCUUCUCGGGGUGGCCCCCGGGCCUCCGAGUGCUGCUCUUCGCCCUGCUCCUGCCACUCUACCUGGCCACCCUGGCAGGGAACCUGCUCAUCCUGGGCCUGGCCCUGGCCGAGCCUGCACUACACACACCCAUGUACUUCUUCCUGGGUGCGCUGUCGGCUGUGGAGGUGGCCUACACACUCGUGCUCACCCCGCGCAUGCUGGCUGGCUUCCUCCUGCCUCCUGGGGGCCAGGCUGUGGCUGCUUCCACCUGUGCUGCCCAGAUGGGCCUUUUUGUGGCUCUUGGUGGCUCCGAAUGCCUGCUGCUGGCUGCCAUGGCCCUGGACCGCUACCUGGCCAUCUGCCGCCCUCUCUACUACCCUCAGCUCAUGACCACAGAGGUCUGCUGGGCCCUUCUGGUCUGCUGCUGCAUGGGUGGCUCAGUCUUGGCGGCAGGCCUCACCACCGCCAUAUUCCAGCUGCCCUUCUGCCAUGGCGGCCUUGUCAACCAUGUCUUCUGUGACCUCCCAGCCGUGUUGGUGCUGGCCUGUGGGAACCGGGAGCUGCAGGAACACGUGCUCCUGGUAGCCUGCCUGCUGCUGCUGGUUCUGCCCCUGUUCCUGAUCCUGCUGUCCUACACCAGGGUGCUCGUGGUCAUCCUGGGGGUAGGGGAUGCUGCAGGCCGUCGCAAGGCCUUCAACACAGUGGUGUCCCAUCUCACAGUGGCUGUGCUCCACUACGGCUGUGCCACGGCCAUGUACGCCAGGCCCCUGAGCAGCCGAUCCCUGGAGGAGGACAAGCUGGUGUCCCUCAUCUACAUCAACCUCACACCGCUGCUGUACCCAGCCAUAUACACGCUGCGCAACCGGGACAUGCAGGGUGCCCUGCAGCGGGCCGUCAGCCAGAGGACUCCAGGGACGGCCCUCCAGGGAGAGCUUACCUAA